CUAAUCACAUCGGUUUUCAUCAGAUCUCGUCAGGUCGUCGUGAUUGACCAGUCUCCAACCGUUAUCCCCACCCGCACGAAAGAGCGGACAAGUACCCAGGCUCGAUAACUUUCCUUCAUUACGGAAUCAAGGAUGACUUUGAGUUCACCAAACAACAAGCUCAAAGCUACCGUGAUCGUCAAUGGGCAGGCGGUGAAACCCUACGACAUAGGACACAAGAAGCCAAACGAGACCUUCGGCACCAUCAAUUUGGACAGAAAUCAACCUUUCAGUUUCAAUUUGGACAUGUCAUCGUGCUUCCUAGACAAAGAAUUGCGGCUUCGUCACCGGCCUGAUAAGGAAACCAUAGAUCGGAACCGAGCUAAGCCGGUGCUUCAAGAUUGUACAGACCUGCGUGCCGAAGUCUACCUGGACGAAGCCCAUGUUCUUAGUGUCAGCUUCGCGUGUACGGAGGGGCAGAGUUUUUGCGACACCUGGAGCGUACCAAACCACCCAGCUAUCGAGGGGAACGAAUUUUCCCCGACUCGCUGUAAAGGUCUCAUUGAGAUCGACAUCUUCAGGACGCUGCUCGUACCAGCUUUCGGGAAGAGAGUCAGCCGGAUCGAACACAUCGAUGGCGAGCCCAAGAAACCGGAACCCUGGGAAAUCUUUGCCCAAUGGGACCACUAUGAAAAGCCCUAUCGCUCUUUCCACUUCCGGUACCGGGCUAUUGAACGUCUGAAGGGUCAGACCGUUAAGGGACAAGAGCGAGAGAACCAUGAUGCUGGGCUCCAGGAAGGGGAGGGUUCUGGGCAGCAGAAUUCCGAUAUUGCUACUCAGCAUCGGGGGCGGGUGACGGUGGUUGCCAACCAGCGAGGGAUGGAGACUGCUCAGAGAGAGGAAGAGCAUGUCAAUGUUGGGUGUCACUGUCAGGAGCUUGACUCCGCUGGCGGACGAGAUCGAUGGCUACAACAGCAGCGUGAACGAGAUCGACAGCAGCUCGAGGUCGCUCGUGGACUCAAUGAGCGUGAGCGGCUUCUCGAGCAGCGAGAACGGGCCCUGGACGAGCGUUUACGGGCCUUCGAAAGACGAGAAUGAACGUUCGAUGCUGAGCGGGCUCGUACGGAAGAGGACCGUAAACCGGUGAUUGGCCAAAUGCAGCGCGAGAGCUCUGCAGUAGAACAGAGGUUUGCGAAGCUGGAGGAGGAAAUG
Molecule: messenger RNA, 1191 nt
Organism: Filobasidium floriforme
Lineage: Eukaryota; Fungi; Basidiomycota; Tremellomycetes; Filobasidiales; Filobasidiaceae
Exons: 2
Coding region: 133-1077 (314 amino acids)
Source: RefSeq, a predicted model, not a curated record